Siniperca chuatsi (mandarin fish) is the source of this 3011-nucleotide messenger RNA. RefSeq names its product chloride intracellular channel 5b (gene clic5b). The coding region runs from base 293 to 1519 and encodes 408 amino acids. The transcript has 6 exons. Lineage: Eukaryota; Metazoa; Chordata; Actinopteri; Centrarchiformes; Sinipercidae. The record is from RefSeq and is a predicted model, not a curated record.
AUGUUAAAAAUAAGAUAGAACUUUUCAGUGUGUAUCUGUUCACUGCACUCACUAGGUAUUGCACUUAAACUGCCUCACUGCAAAUGUGUCCUUGAAGGCACAGGCCUCAGCUUUUGCAUAAAUCAUUUGUUAACUUGCAGGAUCAAAGGUCUUUUAUGAGUUAUCGCUGGAAUUUAGAGCGCUCAGUCAGUCAGAGGCAGGCGGACUGUGUGCCACCACUUUGACCACUUCACUCCUCCUCCACCUUAUACCUCGGGUCUGCCAAUUAAAACAAACAAACAAACCAGAAAACAUGGACAACAUCAAUGACACAACAGAUGAGGGAAGUGUGCUUGAAGAGCGCAGGGAUGGAGCUGACAGCCCCGACCGAGAGCCUAAAUAUGAGAACUCAGGUGCGGCGAGGGAGCAGCUGUACAGCGAGGUGCAGGUCCACGCCUCUGCGGAGGCAGAGCGCAGCUCGCCGGACUACAUGGACACGAGAGACGGGGACAAAGAUAGCAGCUCGUCCUCUUCAUCCAGCGAUGAUGAAGAGGUUAAAGCACAGAAAGCGGCGGAGGUGAACGGCGAGGCGCACGACGGAUCCAGGCGCUCCUCGGCCUCCUCCGCUUCCCCCGGGGACCCGUGCGACGACCCGCCGAUCCAGCCCAGGAUCCAGGAAGAGGAUAACGCGGAGGAUGGGAUGCUGAUGGCGUACACCUACAACAACAGUGACACCAAGCCGGAGGAGUCUGUUGACUACAGCCUGAAAACUCUCGAGAAUGUCACUCUGGAUGAGAGCAGCGCUGCACCGGCUGAUCCCAGCCAGCCUGACAUCUCUCUGUUCGUCAAGGCAGGCAACGACGGAGAAAGCAUCGGCAACUGUCCCUUCUCUCAGCGCCUCUUCAUGAUCCUCUGGCUUAAAGGAGUCGUGUUCAACGUCACCACCGUCGACCUCAAAAGAAAGCCAGCAGAUCUGCACAACCUGGCUCCUGGGACGCACCCUCCUUUCCUGACCUUCAACGGAGAGGUCAAGACUGAUAUCAACAAGAUCGAGGAGUUUCUGGAGGAAACACUCUCUCCUCCAAAGUAUCCCAAACUGGGCGCCAGGCAGAGAGAGUCGAACACAGCUGGAAAUGACAUCUUCGCCAAGUUCUCAGCCUACAUCAAGAACACUAAACCAGAGGCCAACGCCGGUCUAGAGAAAGGUUUGACCAGGGCCCUGAAGAAGCUGGACAACUACCUAAACAGCCCCUUGCCAGAUGAAAUCGAUGCAGACAGCAUGGAAGAGGAGAAGGGCUCUAACCGAAGCUUCCUUGAUGGAAACGAGCUCACUCUUGCAGACUGCAACCUGCUGCCUAAACUACACAUAGUCAAGGUUGUUGCUAAGAAGUACCGCAACUACGACAUCCCAUCAGACAUGACGGGCGUGUGGCGGUACCUGAACAACGCCUACGCAUGUGAUGAAUUCACCAACACCUGCGCUGCCGACUCUGAGAUCGAGACCGCCUACAAAGAUGUGGCAAGGAGACUGGCCAAAUAACUCGCCAACCGACCCGAGCUCAAACAAAAUAAACUAGCAACACAACACAAAAAACCCACCACUUUUAAACAUACAUGUGACUGUCCUUUUGAGUCUUCUUCAGUUGCAUUUUCAGGAACCUGACAUUUUUGUCUGUCACAGUAAACAGGUGUUGCAGAUGUCUGUGUGGUGGCUUACACUGCAUUACAGCUCCAGAUGUGAUGGAUGACAGUGAUUCAGCACAUCGUCUAUAUGGUUUUGUAAUCACAAAAACACACAGGGCAACAGAGAAGUGGAGCAGAACAUAGAUCGAGCACAUUUAACUUAAUUGACAGGUUUCAAACCAGAUUCAAAUUUUGCUGCUGUGAAACUUCUGACAUAACACUUUCACUCAAACAUGAUUGUGUCUGUCUGAGUUUAUUUCUCAUAACACAAAGCUCUCUUUCAUACAUACUUCACCGGUCCACACGGCCAAACAUUUUACUAGCUGCUGAUGUCAGGGUCAUUUGCUUUAUUUAUUCCUAAGCCCACAGAAGUCUAGUUUGACUCCAGUGUUUAUUAUCAAGCUUUGGAUCCUGGGGAGACACCUUGAUUCAUCUAUGAUUGAUGACUGACGCUAAUUGUUUGCUGAAUAUGACUGUUGCGAUCUGCGGAUUCAUUUUGUUUGUCAUUCAUUACUGUAGGUGUUGCUGUAGUUGUUUUGUUUUCUUGAGCUCAUGCAUAUCUUGAACUUCACUCCUGCUUCUGAAAGACUGAUUUUAAGAAAGAUUGAUUUUAAUAAUAAGUUCAUAUGCUCGAUGAUGUUAGUUGGAAAGAGCAAAAUGUAGCUGCCGAGGGCAUUGAUAGCUUAGAACAAAGCUUGUUUCUGAAUUGUUUGCAUGCACGAAUCUGUUUUAAAUUGUGAUAUUUAAAACCUGAUAUAGAGCCGCUUUUUAAGAUAUGAAAAAUCCUCUAUGUGCCUUUAUUUGGAAGUAUCAAAAAUCCAUGCCAAUGUCACAGAUGGACUCAUUCUGAAAAAUGUAUUGCAGCCAGCGCUGAGACAUUUGUUCUGCCACUAGCUAUUAGUGUUCAGUCUAGGUAUUGAUUUUGUCUUAAGUUACACAUGAUAUUAUGAAUAGAGAGAGUAUUUAUUUAGCAGCCCCAAUCAGGCCUGAUUAGGUAGAGCCAUUAGUGCUGCGAUGAAAAGCGUCUUCCAGGCCAGGUCCACAAUGGUCAGGAGCCCUGCCCUCCAGCCCUUCAUCAAAGAGACAUUUCCUCCACUCUGAGGAGUCUAUCAACAUCCGCAGCCUAAAGUUCAAGUUCAAAAGUUUCAUUGUCCACGCAGACGAGGAUGGAAAUUUAUCUUGGGGCUUAUCGUCUUUGGCUUGGUGUCAGGCUGCAACUAUAGCGAGACUUCCUUGAAGAACCAUAAGGCUCUUGUGCGGUUUGGACAAACAAAUGAUAUGAAAUUGGAGCAUGAUGACUGAGAGCCUUGCUCAUUGCGAAGCUCUACAAAUAAAAUAAUAUUUUCACA